Molecule: messenger RNA, 856 nt
Organism: Rubroshorea leprosula
Lineage: Eukaryota; Viridiplantae; Streptophyta; Magnoliopsida; Malvales; Dipterocarpaceae
Source: the annotation of a GenBank genome assembly
CAUUUUCUCAAGGCAUCGCCUUAGAAUAUCAUUCUUCAGAGAGAGAAGAGAAAGAUGGAGCUAAAUGAACAAGGUUUCUUAGAGGAAUUGCUAGCAAUGAGGAGAGAUUGUUGGGAUACCUUUCCAACAGAAAUGAAUGAGCCUUUCUCUGGUAGUUGGAGCUUCAAUUGCCUUGAUGCAAACCAAGCUACCAUGCUUCCAAAUUCUUUCCCCCAAGAAUUCUCCGUGCCUUUUGAACAAGACUUGAGCUACUCCUUCAAUGAAGCCUACUGUCCCUUCAGUGAUGAGUUCUCGGUGGCACAAGGGACAGAUUCUUCGAAUAACACCCUUGGUGUACCACCAUUUCCUGUUCAAGAAGAGUAUAUGUUGAAUAUGGUGGAGGAUGAAGAACCAGGUCUACUUGCAGAUGAACUACACAAGUUGGACGUGCAAGCUGCCUGCAAAAUGGAGCAAAUCCAAUCUCCUGAAGCCCAAGUUUUCAACAUUGGGACCUCUGUAGACCGCAAGAAUCGAGCCAAGAGGUUAGAAGGGCAACCAUCAAAGAAUCUGAUGGCAGAGAGAAGGAGAAGAAAGCGGCUUAACGACCGCCUUUCUAUGUUAAGAUCAAUUGUUCCCAAGAUAAGCAAGAUGGACAGGACGUCCAUACUUGGAGAUACCAUAGACUAUAUGAAAGAACUCCUAGAGAGGAUCAGAAAUCUGCAACAAGAAAUUGAAACAGGUUCAAAUCAGUUGAACAUGGUGAACAAUUUUAGGGAUGUCAAACCCAAUGAAGUUUUAGUAAGAAAUACACCAAAGGUAUGGACCCUGCAGGAUUCUUCACUACACUAAGUCUAAUUUCAUAUGUCAAAUCUUCAAU